AUGUCGGCGUCAGUAGGCGGGAAAUCGCUGGCUCUGAGUCAGGUAAAUGCAAAGAAACAGGAUGUAUUUGUCAGAGUGAGGAAAAGAGAUUUAGAGAAGUUAACCACAGAGGUCAUGCAGCUGAGGGAGUUCCUGCCCAAAGUUCUGAACAGGGACCUGAUUGAAAGGCUGCGCAAAGCUCGAGUAGCUCAGACAAUGAAGGGGCACCUUGUACAGGAUAAGGAGCAGUUGCGACAGAAGUGUCUGCACCUGCAGUCGCGACUGGAUGCAGUGCAGACUGAAUGUCAGAAAGAGAGAGAGGAGAAGCUGCUUCUACGUGAGCAGCUAUGGCAGAGCGGAGCAGAGCUGCAGCAGCAGGCCGACUUCUGCUCUGGUUUGGGAUCUGCAGCCUGCAGUCUGCUGUGGAGCAGCUCUGCCAGGGAGCACACGAUCACACACUGGCUGGCUGAUGGGAAGCUGCAGUCCUUCCUGACAGUGGCUGCUCAGACUCUUGAGAGCUUCGUCAGGUCUCUGGAUGAGGAGGUGAAAACUGAAACCGAGGACCACAACUCCCAGGAGCACCAGUUUGUACUGGCUCUGGCUGGAACCAUUACUAACAUAGCGGCAGUAACGUGUGGGCGGGACUUCCUGUCCAGCUCGGCUCAUGUCCUACUUGACACUCUAAUGAUGCUUCUGGAGUUGAUGAAGCCUGGUGUCUUCCCCAAACUGAAAGUAUUGAUGCUGAUGGCUCUGUAUAAUGUCAGUAUCAGUGUUAAAGGACUGAAGUACAUCAGUGAGAACCCAGGACUCCUGCCUCUCAUCAAGACCCUGCUGAAUGACAGAGACUGGGAGGUGUGUCUCCACUCUCUGCGUCUCCUUCAGUCGGUGCUGUUGGAGGAGGAGGUGCUGCUUUUGCUGGGCUCUUCUCUGCUGGAUCCAGACAUCCGGGCUCGCGUCAGCCAGCUCACCUCCACGGUGCAGCCCAGCCUGAGAGCAGCUGCCCAGCAGACCUUGGAGGACCUGCAGGCCCUCCAACAGGUGUUAAACUGA
Molecule: messenger RNA, 1029 nt
Organism: Chelmon rostratus (copperband butterflyfish)
Lineage: Eukaryota; Metazoa; Chordata; Actinopteri; Chaetodontiformes; Chaetodontidae
Product: heat shock transcription factor 2 binding protein
Exons: 9
Coding region: 1-1029 (342 amino acids)
Cellular component (GO): cytosol
Source: RefSeq, a predicted model, not a curated record